This is a messenger RNA of Saccharomycopsis crataegensis, 531 nucleotides long. It is a transcript of the gene GNA1, whose product is annotated as glucosamine 6-phosphate N-acetyltransferase. Gene Ontology annotation, cellular component: endoplasmic reticulum; Golgi apparatus; endoplasmic reticulum-Golgi intermediate compartment. Lineage: Eukaryota; Fungi; Ascomycota; Saccharomycetes; Ascoideales; Saccharomycopsidaceae. Gene Ontology annotation, molecular function: glucosamine 6-phosphate N-acetyltransferase activity; monosaccharide binding. Gene Ontology annotation, biological process: UDP-N-acetylglucosamine biosynthetic process. The record is from RefSeq and is a predicted model, not a curated record. The coding region runs from base 1 to 531 and encodes 176 amino acids. The transcript has a single exon.
AUGUCUCUAAAAGCCCCUAUAUAUUCCAACUCCCAAACAUUAUCGUCUGCGUCUUUGGCAUCGAAUUUCUCCACCACCUCACAGCUACACUCCGACUACCUCAUUAGACCAAUCGAGGCCGAUGACUAUGAAGGAGUGGUUGCCACAUUGAGCGUUCUUACAAAAGUGGGGCAGUUGAGCAAAGAGAAGUUUUCCAGCACCGUCGAGUAUUUGAAGAAACAUUCGGACAUUUACAACACCGUGGUGAUUGUCAACCAGGCGAAGGACAACAUGAUUGUUGGGGUGGGGAGCAUUUUCAUUGAGCAGAAAAUCAUCCAUGAAUGCGGGAAAGUUGGGCAUAUCGAGGAUAUUGCGAUUUCUGGAGAAGAACAAGGCCGUAAAUUGGGAUACCAUUUGAUCAAACACUUGACCGAGAUUGGCAGUGAUCAAGGGUGUUACAAGGUGAUUUUGGAUUGUGCUGAGAAGAAUAUCAAGUUUUAUGAGAAGUGUGGUUAUACUAACGAAGGGUUUGAGAUGGCUGCUAGAUUUUAA